GGAGGUAAACGCAGUCACGUGACCGACCGCUGCCGUCGGUGAGGUUUUCCCAUUAUGGCGGAGGAGCCAGCCGAGUGGAUGGACUGUCUCUUCCACACUGAUGCUUGUUUUGUGUCUUAAGGGAGGGCGUUUGAUUUUUUACUUUUUACAUUUCCUCGCAACAGCCUGGUUUCUUUACAACUAGACUGCACUCGUGUUUAUCGGCAAAGUCAUGACAGACCGUGGCGUGGAUUUGUCCGCCCUGCCGAAAGAGGUUAGAGACCAACUGGCGGAGUUGGAUCUGGAGCUGUCUGAAGGUGACAUCACACAGAAGGGAUAUGAGAAGAAGAGAGCCAAGCUGCUGGCCUCCUACAUCCCCCAUUUGCCAAAUGUGGAGCUGUCUCUGCCAGAUGUGCAGCGUUCCCCUGGCCACAGUGCUGACCCCAGCCCAAGUCCUGAGGCCCCGGGCCCCUCCACCUCUUCAGCCUCCAGACACCACCGUGCACACCGCAGUGGAGGGGCCAGGGAUGACCGCUACAGAUCAGACAUCCAUACAGAGGCUGUGCAGGCAGCACUGGCCAAGCACAAAGAAGAGAAGAUGGCACCACCUAUGCCAACCAAGAGACGCUCAGCCUUCGUCCAGUCUCCCAUAGACACCUGUACGCCUCCAGACACAUCUUCUGCAUCAGAGGAUGAGGGCUCCCUGCGCAGAAAAGCAGCUCUCAGUGCAGCUAUAGCCCAGAGCCUGCAGAGCCCCGAUUACUGGAUCAACCGUUCCGUCCAAAGCUCCUCCACAUCCUCAUCUGCUUCCUCCACCCUCUCCCAUGGAGAGCCCAAGACCCACCCACUGCCUCAGCCUCCGCCUGCUGCUUCUUUGUUGGCUGAUGUACUGGCCCACACACGCAUAGAAAACAGUGUCCCUCCAGAUGUGACAUCCUCCACUCCCCAGGAGAGAGGGUCCAGAGUGGACCUGCCUCCAGCAGUCAAGGGCAUGAGUCGUGGACAGAGUCGCUCUAGCAUGUUGGACACCGCUGACGGAAAGAGAAAAGGUGUUCCCGUCAGCAGCAGGGUGUCUACAAAGAUCCAGCAGCUGUUGAACACGCUCAAACGACCCAAAAGACCCCCACUCAGCGAAUUCUUCCUUGAUGACUCGGAGGAAAUUGUAGAAGUCCCCCGGCCGGACCCCAACACCCCAAAGCCUGAGGGACGUCAAAUCGUACCCGUGAAGGGGGAGCCCCUCGGAGUGGUCAGUAAUUGGCCUCCUGCGCUGCAGGCCGCCCUGGCCCGCUGGGGGGCCACUCAGGCCAAGAGCCCUGCCCUUACUGCCCUGGAUAUCACUGGCAAACCCCUAUAUACACUUACAUAUGGGAAGCUAUGGAGCCGCAGUCUGAAGCUGGCCUAUACUCUGCUGAAUAAACUGGGCACCAAGUCAGAGCCCGUCCUACAACCUGGAGAUCGGGUGGCGUUGGUGUAUCCCAACAGUGACCCCGGAAUGUUCUGGGUGGCUUUCUAUGGCUGCUUAUUAGCUGAAGUUAUCCCUGUGCCCAUAGAGGUGCCACUGUCACGGCAGGAUGCAGGUAGCCAGCAAAUUGGCUUCCUGUUGGGCAGCUGUAGUGUUAGUUUGGCACUGACCAGUGAGGUGUGUCUCAAAGGGCUGCCGAAGACACCAAACGGAGAGAUCAUCCAGUUCAAAGGAUGGCCAAGGAUGAAAUGGGUAGUGACAGACACCAAGUACCUGACCAAACCAUCCAAAGACUGGCAGCCUCACAUCCCGACCGCCAACACAGACACGGCCUACAUAGAGUACAAAGCGAGUAAGGAGGGAACAGUGAUGGGAGUUGCAGUGUCCAAGAUCUCCAUGCUGACCCACUGUCAAGCCCUGACCCAGGCCUGUAACUACUGUGAAGGGGAGACACUGGUCAAUGUGUUGGACUGCAAGAAGGAUAUGGGCUUGUGGCAUGGCGUCUUAACGAGUGUUAUGAACAGAAUCCACACCAUCACAGUGCCAUAUGCUGUCAUGAAAGCCUGUCCCAUGUCCUGGGUGCAGAGGGUCCACAUUCACAAAGCACGUGUGGCCUUGGUGAAGUGCCGUGACCUCCACUGGGCCAUGAUGGCUCACAAGGACCAGAAGGACACCAACUUGUCCUCUAUACGUAUGCUUAUUGUGGCUGAUGGAGCAAACCCUUGGUCUGUGUCAUCAUGUGAUGCCUUCCUGAAUGUGUUCCAGUCUUUUGGUUUGAAGCCUGAGGUCAUUUGUCCCUGUGCCACCUCUCCUGAGGCCCUGACUGUGGCCAUACGCAGGCCUGGUGCACGAGGAGCUCCACUACCAGCCAGGGCCAUCUUGUCCAUGGGUGGGCUGAGCCACGGGGUGAUCAGGGUUAACACAGAGGACAAGAACUCUGCCCUCACUGUUCAGGAUGUGGGCCACAUUAUGCCUGGAGCUCUGAUGUGCAUUGUGAAACCAGACGGACCUCCCCAGCUGUGUAAGACAGAUGAGAUAGGAGAGAUUGUGAUCAACUCUCGGGCUGGAGGCACCAUGUACUACGGCCUGCCAGGUGUCACCAAGAACACAUUUGAGGUGAUUCCUGUUAACCAAGCUGGAGCACCCAUUGGAGAAAUUCCCUUCACUCGGACUGGUCUCCUUGGAUUUGUAGGACCAGGCAGCUUGGUGUUUGUUGUGGGGAAGAUUGAGGGGCUGCUGAUGGUGAGCAGGCGACGCCACAACGCUGACGACCUGGUGGCCACUGCACUCGCAGUGGAGCCCGUCAAAACAGUUUACAGGGGGAGGAUCGCUGUGUUCUCAGUGACGGUGUUUUAUGAUGAAAGGAUAGUGAUUGUGGCAGAGCAGAGGCCUGAUGCUAGUGAGGAGGACAGCUUCCAGUGGAUGAGUCGAGUACUGCAGGCCAUUGACAGUAUCCACCAGGUUGGCCUAUACUGCCUUGCACUCGUCCCAGCCAACACCCUCCCAAAGACGCCACUUGGAGGCAUUCACAUCUGUGAAACCAAGCAGAACUUUUUGGAGGGAAACCUGCACCCCUGUAAUAUCCUCAUGUGCCCACACACCUGUGUUACCAACCUGCCCAAACCACGACAGAAACAACCAGUGGAUGUCGGUCCAGCUUCUAUGCUGGUUGGCAACUUGGUGGCAGGGAAACGCAUCGCUCAGGCUACAGGCCGAGAGCUGGCCAUGGUGGAGGAUCAAGACCUGAUCCGAAAGCUCUGUAUGUGGCCCAACGUGAUGCACCAGUUCUUGUCUGAAGCCCUGCAGUGGAGAGCCCAGACCGACCCAGACCAUGUUCUAUAUGUGCUGCUCAAUGCCAAGGGGGUGGCAGUGUGCACAGCUACAUGUGCUCAGCUACACAAGAGAGCAGAGAAGAUCACAGCCACCCUAAUGGAGAGAGGAGGCCUCAAUACAGGAGACAAUGUGGUGCUGCUUUAUCCGCCAGGUAUUGACCUGAUAGCUGCCUUCUAUGGCUGUCUCUAUGCAGGGGUCAUCCCUGUGACGGUGAGGCCGCCUCACCCACAGAACCUGGCUGCUACUCUCCCCACUGUUCGCAUGAUCAUCGAUGUGAGCAAAGCAGCCUGCAUCCUCACCACUCAGCCUCUCAUGAGGAUCCUCAGGUCUAGGGAGGCUGCUGCCAGCGUCAACGUCAAGACAUGGCCCACAAUCAUCGACACAGAUGAUCUCCCCAGAAAGCGGCCUCCAAACAUCUAUAAACCCCCCACUGCUGAGAUGCUGGCCUAUCUGGACUUCAGUGUGUCUACCACAGGCAUGUUGACUGGAGUCAAGAUGUCUCAUGCUGCAGUCAGUAGCCUAUGCCGCUCCAUUAAGCUGCAGUGUGAGCUCUACUCCUCACGCCAAAUAGCCAUCUGUCUGGACCCGUACUGUGGCCUGGGCUUUGUCCUGUGGUGCCUCUCCAGUGUUUACUCAGGUCACCAGUCCAUCCUCAUCCCUCCCCUGGAGCUGGAGAGUUCACUGCCUGUGUGGCUGAGCACGCUUAGUCAGUACAAGAUCAGAGACACGUUCUGCUCCUACUCUGUCAUGGAGCUGUGCACCAAAGGUCUGGGCAGCCAGACAGAGAUGCUGAAGGCGCGGGGCCUGAACCUGUCGUGUGUACGGAGCUGUGUGGUGAUAGCAGAGGAACGGCCUCGUCUCGCUCUCACGCAGUCCUUCUCCAAGCUCUUCAAAGACCUCGGCCUGUCGCCACGCGCCGUCAGCACCGCCUUCGGCUCCAGGGUCAACCUGGCCAUCUGCCUGCAGGGCACUGCUGGACCAGACCCCUCCACUGUCUAUGUUGACAUGAAGUCACUGCGUCAUGACAGGGUGAGGCUCGUAGAGCGAGGAGCGCCACAGAGUCUUCCACUCACAGAGUCUGGCACUAUCCUGCCUGGAGUGAGGGUCAUAAUAGUCAACCCAGAGACCAGAGGCCCACUGGGAGAUUCGCAUCUUGGGGAGAUCUGGGUGAGUAGCCCUCAUAGUGCCAGUGGCUACUACACUAUCUAUGGGGAGGAGAGCCUGCAGGCGGAUCAUUUCAACACCAGACUCAGUUUUGGGGAGCCCCACACCCUGUGGGCCAGGACGGGCUAUCUGGGCUUCAUCAAGAGAACUGAGCUGCUGGAUGCAAGCGGAGAUCGUCAUGAUGCCUUGUUUGUGGUGGGCUCCCUUGAUGAAACGUUGGAAUUGAGGGGGUUACGCUAUCACCCCAUCGAUAUUGAGACGUCUGUGUCCCGAGCCCACCGCAGCAUCGCAGAGAGUGCUGUGUUUACAUGGACCAACCUGCUGGUGGUGGUAGCAGAGCUGAGUGGCUCAGAGCAGGAGGCCUUGGAUCUGGUGCCCCUCGUCACCAACGUGGUCCUGGAGGAGCACCACCUCAUCGUCGGGGUGGUGGUCAUCGUGGACCCCGGGGUGAUACCCAUCAACUCAAGAGGAGAGAAGCAGAGAAUGCACUUGCGAGAUUCCUUCCUGGCAGACCAACUGGACCCCAUCUACGUGGCCUACAACAUGUGAACACCCUUCGCCAACUGAUGCAGAAACCUGAGCCAGGCUUUGAGAACAGACAUGAGGGAGAAGGACUUGGGUUGCAAUCAGUAGCAGCCCCAAUGUUAAACCUCAAACACACAUUCAAAACACCAAACAAUGGGAAUGCGAGUGCAGUACGAAUACUGUGAUGAAACGUGCUUCCCCUCUCAGAAGCUGUACCUUCCUUGCUUCCACCUUUCCAAUCGCUGCCGUCCAGGUUCACUGAGAUUUGUACUGAGAAGGGGAUCUCCCUCAGUAGUAGACAAAUCUGUCAGCUGGAGGAAAUCUGACCUUCCUUCCUGUGCAUCCCACUUCUCCCUCAUAGCUCCGAUUCAU
Molecule: messenger RNA, 5335 nt
Organism: Monopterus albus (swamp eel)
Lineage: Eukaryota; Metazoa; Chordata; Actinopteri; Synbranchiformes; Synbranchidae
Gene: dip2ba
Product: disco-interacting protein 2 homolog Ba
Exons: 40
Coding region: 212-4987 (1591 amino acids)
Source: RefSeq, a predicted model, not a curated record